CUGAGCGUCAAGUCAGAGGUCAAUUUCGAUGAAUCGCUAUCAUUUAGCUUCUCAGUCGUUUGUUUCAGAACAAGAAAUACAUCCUUUCCCUCGUAACUUUACCGUAAUUCGCUGAACCAAAGCGUCAAGAAACACGUUCCUCUUAGGAUCAUUAAGCACCUGCCAGUACGACCAGUCGUAAAGACCCCUGAAGCUUGCUUCGCGUUCGUUCUAAAUUUGAGGUAAUGUUCUUGCUAUUAUUAGAGAGCGUGUUUACAGCGAAGAAAUGUAAAAUGGUUUCCGUGUUUACAUAGCCUGAUGUAAACACGCGGGAGGUUGGGAGAACACUCGAUAAGCUGGAAACCACCAUAAAAUAGCUAAUGAAAGAGGAACGAAAACCGCGUUUACAUACGCUCAUGUAAAAUGGUUUUAUGGCCAAUCAGAGCGCGCGCACUAUCUGAAUUGUUUUAUAAAGUGAGAUAUCCAGCGUACGUUCGUGUAAUGCAAAAGGUUUGUAAGUCUUUCCUUAGGCGUGUAUGUUUAAAUGAGACAUAAUCGUCAUGAAACAGCUUAAUUAUGAACAAGAAACAAGUCGAUGGAAAUCUUAGGACCGUAGACUCGUCGAAUUAAAGGUCCAUCAGAGACAAUCUCUUUUGAGUGACCAAGUUUACAAAAGCAGAAAUUUUUCUCAAUGUCAUCAGCUCUCAGAAGCUCUCAUGAAGGAAUACGUCCACUUUCUUCGCAAAUUAUCUGAAGUAUUUCCAUUUACGACCUCACUUAGGUCACCAAUUUACGCGUGAAUGAGAUUUUGCAAUGAGCCAAACUUAAAUACGUAUACGGUAUCAAAGUUGUUCUUACAUGGGGCUCUCCAUAACGCGGUCAAAUUUCCAGUAGCCAGGCACACUCGCCCGGAAGUUGGGGAUUUUACAGACUUCUUACUGAAAGAAUUUUUGGGAUCGCUCGACAUUUCUAAACAAACCGAAAAACAUGAUAUCAAAGGGAAGUUUGAAAGAAUAUUUCAAGAGAAAUUUUCUGAAAAUUGCCUAGCUUCCAGGUAUUUUAUAGUCUGUUUGAGAUCGUGAGCAGCUGCUGGGCAUUUGGCCACAGUGUAAAACGUUUUAUUUCCUGUCGCCUUUCCGUUCAGGAAAGUGAGUCGCAAAAAAUAUGGGAAGCAGAGGGAGCCUGGGUAUGAGCAUCCGCUUGCAAAUCGCUUUCGUAAAACAAUUCAUAGUGGUAAUUGACCUAAAUGAGGUGCACCUUAGUCGGCACGAUUUGAAAUCAGAAGUAUGAUUUCAGACCAAAAUUGUGCAACAGAAAUUUCAAUUAGCACUAUAUUACAUUAAUUUUGAAAUGGCCAAAUUCAGUUGCUUGGAUACAGGAUUUUUUUAGUCAGAGCUAGCUGUAGAAAUAUGUUAUUGAUUCAGUAGUGAACUGGUUUAUGGAAAGUUGCAAACGUUGUUUUCAUUAUCCUGCAAUUUGAUUGAUUUCUUUAAACAAGUUCUGUGACAAGUUCUUGUAUCUGACAAUUUUAAAUGUGAAUUCUUGGAAGUUCAGAGUGGAACUUCCAUUUAGGUGACACCACAGGACUAGAAAAAAUGUCCUCUGAAUAGACGUUUCAACUAGGAGGGGAACAGAUGCAAUGGUUAAGAGUGUGUCCAUGAGAGCUUUAGGCAGUCGUGCUGCACCCCAUCUCACUGGUUUCAGUGAAACUUUGCCAGUUAAAAGGGUCUACCCCAAAACUCAAACAGACAGACCUGUUUUUUUUCAGGUUUGGUUAUUUCUGGGGGGAAAUACAGUAUUGUGCAAAAGUAAUGCAAGCGGAAUUCGGCGAAUUUCGUUAUUUGUUCUAACGAUCUUUCGUCGAAAGUUCGAACGAAAAUUCGAUCGAAAGUUCAAGGCCUGUUAAGCGACAUUUCGUCUGAACAAAGGACGCUUUUUCGAUGAAUUUUCGCCACGAAGCGAAAAUUCGUGGCGGAAAGUGUCUCUUCGAUCAUUAGUGUUCGAAAUUUCGCUUCGAACUGACAGUAGCCGUCUGCGAGUGAUCAAGUUUGUUUACUAUUCAUGUAAGCAACACGAAAUGUUAUCAAACGUAUUUCCAACCUUUUUCACCGCGACAGAGACACUUAAUGUUUGAGACUAAACACAGCAAUUGCGACCAAGAGACAUGUGUUUGGUGGAAAUAGCCUCUCAAACGAUUGGAAUAGUUUUAAACAUUAACUUCAGUACUCCGCUUUUAAACCAGACAGAGCAGAGAACGUGUUUUGAGUGUUUUCAAACGUUGUCAAUCGAGAAAUGUGUUCCUUGUUUAUUCGUUCUCAAUCGCUACGCAAAUAGACAGCAUCUAUAUCGCUGAUUGCUUUCCAGAUAUCAUUAUACCCAUGUUUGUUUGGAAAUAUUUAUUCUUCACAAUUUAUGUAUACAUAUAUAUAAAACGCGAGCUUCAGAGCGCGUGCAGUAUUUUAGCAUUUAAGCGUUCUUAGUUCGUUUUGAUCCUACACAAUCAGACGCUAAUAAAAGUGUGAAAUACUUUACAUUUCGCGACAAAAUACUGAAUAUUAGUAAAUGACGGCUGAAACAACUAUUAUUUAGGUCACGUUGCCCUAUUUUUGCGUAAAUUCCAGCAUCUUUUGCCAAUGCUUAUUUUGCACAGUUUCUACAUACACUGUUCGCUUCCAUAGACAGCUUUUGAGGUCUUCCCGAUCGAGGUAAAUUUACCACGAAACUGGUGAGACGCGACUUUCAAAUGAUGCGCGUAGUAAAACCUAGUAACCCGUCGCAUUUCAACGCUUUCGGUGUUUCAGCUGGGUGGAGGCCUUGCUUGUGGAGGGGCUUUUUUAUUUUUUUGUAGAAUAAUUUGAAACUUUGGCCACGAUGACUACCAAAAGUAGAGUACGUAAAUGAUCCCAAACGCAUCGACACAAUUGAUACACCGAGUGUUGCCAUGGUUGCAAACAACAUAGGUCACGCGGAGGACUCAAAUCGUAGCGGGAAAUUCCAUGGGAGUUUUACAUAGAGCAGUACCGAACCACAAAUUCAGCAAAAUCUUUUUGAAAGAAUGAACAAUUGCAACGAAUUAUCGCCCCGAAUAUUCGCCGCAUAGAACGAAUUUUCGCUCGAAAUUUCGAGUCGCAUUAACGCCAUCAAGGAAUAUGUCGCCGAAAGUUCGAGCCGUUCAAAACAAUACAUGCCUCGAAAAUUCGCAGAAAUGUCGUCGAAGUUUCGUUUCGGUCAAAAAUUCGUCGAAAAGCUAGGAAUUUCGUCGAAUUUCGUCGACAGGUGUUUGCAUUACUUUUGCACAAUACUGUAGAACACCCCCCGGUUUUUCUUGGUUUUAGCUGAGGAAAUCAUUGCAAAAUAGGUAAAAUGUAUGAAGCUCUUACUCUGAUGGUAUCUAGUUGAUUACUCUAAGGGUUUGCUUAGUACAUAUUGUUACAUCCUUAAUUAAUGUACAACACAAUUAUUGAUCAAUUUGAUGGAAAGCUUGUCAAUCAACAGAGACAAAUGAAUGACUAAGUUAUUAGACCUUUCGAUUCAUCCAAAUAUUUGAUAACUUUGAAGCAAAAUUUCUCUCCCUGCCAGAAUUCUAAGAAGCAUCAAAAAAAUGUUUGGGCACUGCUGUAUUUUUGUUAUGAAUGCCUUUUAAAAUCUGUAACCAUGACAUGCUUCUCUCAACUACACCUGUCACGCAAUUUUGGCUCAAAAUCAGUAAAUAUGUCUUUUGUACGGCACAAAACAUUCAUUAGUCUAUGCUUUGAUUGUUUAUUAUGCAAAUAUGUUAUUGAUCCAGUGGUGAGCUGGUUUAUGGGAAGUUGCAAACGUUGUUUUCAUUUACCUGCAAUUUGAUUGGUUUCUUUACGCAAGCUCAAUGGGAAGUUCAUGUAUUAGACAAUUUUAAAUCAGAACUCUCGAAAUUUCAGGGUAGAACUUCCAAUGGGACAUUUUACAGUUGUAUACUUAGUUGUCAAGGGCACAUAAGGAAGCAAAUUGCGAUCGCGUUGUUGAUGAUUUGCAUUCAUGACUUUGCAUUUAUGAUUUCACAUUCAUUUUACUGAGUUUGGAGAGAAAAAUUAACCUGAAUACUACUCCAAGGCUAAUUAUGAGUGGAAGAAAGAGAUAGAAUGCAAAUGAAAGAAAAAUUUAUAAUCUUUGGCAGAGAUGUCGAGUGUGUCGUUGAAAGGUGAAGAAUCAAAAGGACAAGAGAAGAAAGAUGAACAUAAAAAACGAAAAGCAGAAGGCCAACCAAGCUGGUAUGAAAAAGCUGUCACUACAAAUUUCAAGGAGGAAGAAAUAGACAUCCCAAAGAGAAAGGUGGGACUUAUAAUAGGAAAAAAAGGUAAGAGAAGAAAGGAAAUAAUCACCCAAAGUGGAAUCCAGGACUUAUUCAUCAAGGAAGAACGUGUUUACAUAAAAGGAACAGAUGAACAACGCACCUGUGCAAAACAAAUUAUCAGAAAGGUCCUAUGUGUGAGUUUUACAUUUAUUUUUACCCCUUUUAUGUUAUUAUUUAUUGUGUUGUUUUGUUAACUUCCUCAAAGCCGUAGAAAAACUUAUGCAAAGCAAAGUUUGCACUGAUGAUUUUAGUGGUUAGCAUAAAUGUUAGUGACUGUGAGUGGGUCACAAGGCCCGCCUAUUUUCCAUCCUUACAUCUUUCCUUCCUUCCAUCUCUCCAUUCUCCUGUCCUUCAAUCCUUCCAUCCUUCCAUAUUUGUUUCCUUUCUUCCCUCUAUUCUUCUGUCCUUCAAUCCUUCCAUCCUUCCAUUUCUCCUUAUUUGCUUCCUUUCUUCCCUCUAUUCUUCUGUCCUUCAAUCCUUCCAUCCUUCCAUUUCUCCUUAUUUGCUUCCUUUCUUCCCUCUAUUCUUCUGUCCUUCAAUCCUUCCAUCCUUCCAUUCCUUCUUAUUUGCUUCCUUUCUUCUCUCUACUCUUUUGUCCUUCAAUCCUUCCAUCCUUCCAUUUCUCCUUAUUUGCUUCCUUUCUUCCCUCUAUUCUUCUGUCCUUCAAUCCUUCCAUCCUUCCAUUUCUCCUUAUUUGCUUCCUUUCUUCCCUCUAUUCUUCUGUUCUUCAAUCCUUCCAUCCUUCCAUUCCUUCUUAUUUGCUUCCUUUCUUCCCUCUAUUCUUCUGUCCUCCAAUCCUUCCAUCCUUCCAUUUCUCCUUAUUUGCUUCCUUUCUUCCCUCUAUUCUUCUGUCCUUCAAUCCUUCCAUCCUUCCAUUCCUUCUUAUUUGCUUCCUUUCUUCCCUCUAUUCUUCUCUCCUUCAAUCCUUCCAUCCUUCCAUUUCUCCCUAUAUGCUUCCUUUCUUCCCUCUACUCUUCUGUCCUUCAAUCCUUCCAUCCUUCCAUUCCUUCUUAUUUGCUUCCUUUCUUCCCUCUAUUCUUCUCUCCUUCAAUCCUUCCAUCCUUCCAUUUCUCCCUAUUUGCUUCCUUUCUUCCCUCUAUUCUUCUGUUCUUCAAUCCUUCCAUCCUUCCAUUUCUUCUUAUUUGCUUCCUUUCUUCCCUCAACUCUUCUGUCCUUCAAUCCUUCCAUCUUUCCAUUUCUCCUUAUUUGCUUCCUUUCUUCCCUCAACUCUUCUGUCCUUCAAUCCUUCCAUCUUUCCAUUUCUCCUUAUUUGCUUCCUUUCUUCCCUCAACUCUUCUGUCCUUCAAUCCUUCCAUCCUUCCAUUUCUCCUUAUUUGCUUCCUUUCUUCCAUCUAUUCUUCUGUCCUUCAAUCCUUCCAUCUUUCCAUUUCUCCUUAUUUGCUUCCUUUCUUCCCUCAACUCUUCUGUCCUUCAAUCCUUUCAUCCUUCCAUUUCUCCUUAUUUGCUUCCUUUCUUCCAUCUAUUCUUCUGUCCUUCAAUCCUUCCAUCUUUCCAUUUCUCCUUAUUUGCUUCCUUUCUUCCCUCAACUCUUCUGUCCUUCAAUCCUUCCAUCCUUACAUUUCUCCUUAUUUGCUUCCUUUCUUCCAUCUAUUCUUCUGUCCUUCAAUCCUUCCAUCCUUACAUUUCUUCUUAUUUGCUUCCUUUCUUCCCUCAACUCUUCUGUCCUUCAAUCCUUCCAUCCUUCCAUUUUUCCUUAUUUGCUUCCUUUCUUCCCUCUAUUCUUCUGUCCUUCAAUCCUUCCAUCCUUCCAUUUCUCCUUAUUUGCUUCCUUUCUUCCCUCUAUUCUUCUGUCCUUCAAUCCUUCCAUCCUUCCAUUUCUCCUUAUUUGCUUCCUUUCUUCCAUCUAUUCUUCUGUCCUUCAAUCCUUCCAUCUUUCCAUUUCUCCUUAUUUGCUUCCUUUCUUCCCUCUACUCUUCUGUCCUUCAAUCCUUCCAUCCUUCCAUUUCUCCUUAUUUGCUUCCUUUCUUCCCUCAACUCUUCUGUCCUUCAAUCCUUCCAUCUUUCCAUUUCUCCUUAUUUGCUUCCUUUCUUCCCUCAACUCUUCUGUCCUUCAAUCCUUCCAUCUUUCCAUUUCUCCUUAUUUGCUUCCUUUCUUCCAUCUAUUCUUCUGUCCUUCAAUCCUUCCAUCCUUCCAUUUCUUCUUAUUUGCUUCCUUUCUUCCAUCUAUUCUUCUGUCCUUCAAUCCUUCCAUCCUUCCAUUUCUCCUUAUUUGCUUCCUUUCUUCCAUCUAUUCUUCUGUCCUUCAAUCCUUCCAUCCUUACAUUCUUCCUCAUUUGCUUCCAUUCUUCUGUUCCUGCAUCCUUCCUUCCUCCCUUCCUUUCCUCCUCCUCUCUUUUUUUCUUCUUUCCUUCUUUCUAUUGUUCGUUCCUUUCUUCUUUCCCACUUACUUUCCUUCCUUCCAACCCUCCUUUAUCUCUACCCUCUCCCUUGCCUCCUCUCCCUCCUACUUCCUUUGUUUCUGCCUUCCUUCCUUCCGUACCUUCCUCCCCUCUUUCCUUCCACCCUUUGUGUCACUUUCGUUCCUUCAUUUUCAUGCGCGCCUCCCUGUUUCUUUCCGUAAUUUUUCUCACUCCCGUAACUACAUUUAAAGCUCAAUAUUUUUUUGCAUUUUAAACAUGUCAACCAGGGAGAAGACAGCCCUGACCGAGGGUCUUGGGAAGAGUUGACCUUCAUACCAGAAGAUUUCAUGGCUAAAGUAAUUGGGAAAAACCGUAAGAAUUUGGAAAAAAUAGAAGCGAAAACUAAGGCAACUUUGAAAGUCUCUAAGAAGAAUAGCUUGUAUAUCAAGGGAUCUCCUGAGAGCAAGAAGCAAGCUAUUCGGGAAAUAAAGGAAACCAUGGUAAGUCGCUCUGUGACAUAUAGGGUACUUUGUGGGAUUUUUCAGGUGGAUAUCACCAAGGGACAGAAUACCAAUAUCCAGCGACUCCCAGAAUAUUAUCAAGUUGCAAGCAACGGAGCGAAUCAGUCAAUGAGCAGUCAGUUAAUUUGAUUUUGCUUGUCUGUGCUUGCUAGUAAGCUGAGUUUAAGGUACAACUUCCAUAAUUGACCACCGCUAAUGAAAACCAAUUACCCAAUUCCUAAUGCAAGCACAACUCGAUCGCCUGCAGAAUCUCUGUUCCCCUUGGGAGCCUGAUAAAAAGAUUAUGGUAACAGGCUUCAGUGACCAGUGGAUAAAACAUAUCUUUAAUGGUGAAGACAUCAGUGGCCAUAAUCAGGUAACAAGCCCAACAUGUCCUCUUGAUAAAUCCCACACAAUACGUAUGAUUUUGAUAUUACAGAGGUGUAUAUUUAACAAUUAUUCGCCUCAGGUUCAGUGAAUGUUGUUGAAUUAUCGUCUCGAGGAUUACUCAACAGUGUUCACUGAGCCUGAGGCGAUAAUUGUUUUAGUAUAAUUGCUCAGGUGCUGGUGAUUACUCGUAUCAAGAUAAGCAAGGAGCUUUGGCAGGUCUAUUUAAUUAAAUCAACAAAAACUUAAUAUCCUUCUUUUACUUUUCGCGGUUGAAUUUUCUUCUAUCGUGCUCAUCACUUCCUCGCAAACAUUGACAAAAGGCGAGGCAACCACUUUGAAAUUUAGCACUCCUGCCACAAUUACCUCGCGCUUCCUCGCGCGAGGUGAUUAUAGUUAGGUAAGACGUAAUCCUCGACCCAUCAGAGCGCGUGCAUCUCUCUAAUAACCGGAACAAUUACACCAAAUGCCUAUUGAAUUCAAAGGGAACGUUACUUACCAUGUUAUGUAUGCGAUUAUCAUUUUUCUCCCCUAUGAAGAAUGGAGGCAAGGAAAAAUACGUUGCAAAAGUUGUCCAUGUGGACACUGCACAUUUGGAAGAAGACCAUGAGUUUAAGCUAUCCAUCGCACAACCGCCACGAACCAGUGACAAGUGUUUCAAAUUAAAACUAGAGGACGAUCCUUUAAAAGGGGUAUGUCGUUGAAUUCAAAUCUGUCUUGAAGGAAAUACCUAACAAAAAAUGCUGUGAAAGCUAAUAAUUUUAUUUUUUCUUUAAUUAUUCAACUCUAUUUUUAUCGGAACCCUCCUGGGAGUACUGGAAGAGGGCUUCGACCACCGUUUCAACUUGAAAAAGAAUAGUUCGUUGAGACACUCACGGAAACAGAACCAGUUGUGCUGGUCCCUUCGCUCGCAAGACUCGAUUACUAACUAUCCUUUCUAACUACCAUAGAUUCUCUUUAAUGUCCCUUUUGAAAAUCUCUUGGUACAACAAGACGAUAUUUGCUAGAUGGUAAUCUAGGAGUGUUAAUGAUAUUGCAAGCAAAAGUUACACAUCAACCCAUUCCGUCGGCCAAAAACUAGUUUAGCCAGCAGGCUUCGUCUUUAACUUGCUUAGCCGCCCAUGGGCGAGUGUUUUUGGAAGUAAAAGGCGGCACUACAAGAGAUUCAGCAUAAAAGUACAGAACUGCAGUUGCUUCGUCGUCUUACAUUAGAGCUACAUUCAGGUUUUUAUACCAACGAUGUGAUGAAAUCAUGUCGAGAAAUCAUCAAGCAUUGAAGAGAAUUUAAGAACUGCAAACACCAGGUCUAUUUAUCUCUUAGACUUUUUCUUAUCCACGAAACUGUGCGUGAUGGUUCUUGUGAACGUCUCACUAUGAAAGGUGUGUUUUUAGAUCUUGCCGGCUACUUCAACUAAUGAAUGUAUUAUUUCAAAGGAAACACCCUCUGGUUUUGUGGGCACGGAAAUCCUAGAAGAAGAGGUCCUGCGGUUUUUGAAGCAAAUUCACAAAAAGAAGGAGGAGGAGAUGGUCAUGGUAGUUAUUUCGUGUUAUUUUGGUCACGCCUACCUAAUCAAGGUUGAUGAAGGUCAGUCCUGUAGAUUUUAUGAGUCUUUCGGCGAAUUUGUGAGGUAUCAAUUAGAGAUUUUUUCAUACUUCUUUCGGUAGAUGAAGCGGAUGACAUCUUCAGCCUGAAGGAGGUCAAAGCGAGAAUUGAAUCAAAGGAUGACGAUCGUUGGGAGACAAUAUUCCGGAAAGUUGAGACAAUCGAAGUUGAGCAGACUGAAAAGUCUCUCAAAGCUUAUGCAUGCACAGCUAGUGAUGACCUACGAUACGACCUCACCUUCUUAACACCAUCUGGUUUAGAAUUUCUAGUCAAGGUAAUUUAACCAUGUACCAAAUCAUUUUUUCUGCCGGGUUGGGGCUACCGUCGCCUCUAGACUAUGGUCACUAAGCAAGGACAUUCAACCCGAAAAAAGCAUUUAUGUCAAGCUAAAGGUAGGCAGAUGUCGAACCCAAGCUGAUUCGCGUCUCCACCUUUGUUCGUUAAUCCUUAAGCAUCGUUAACUAGGCCCAAGAUGCCAUCACCUUACUAAUUGUGUUUACCACCAUUUCGUUCACUUUAAAUUAACCAAUUAAAACGUUCGAUGGAGAAAAAUGCUAGAUUUCCAUCCUCAUCAUCCUAACCCAAAAAUGUGCCGAAUCAUUUUUCCUGCCGGGUUGGGGCUACCGUUGCCUCUAGACUAAGGUCACUAAGCAAGCACACUCAACCCGAAAAAGACAUCUAUGUCAAGCUAAAGGUAGACAGAUGUCGAACCCAAGCUGAUUCACGUCUCCACCUUUGUUCGUUAAUCCGUUAAGCAUCGUUAAGUAGGGCUAUGACGCCAUCACCUUUCUAAUUGUGUUUUACUGCCAUUUCAUGUACUUUAAAUUAACCAAUUAAAACGUUCGAUCGAGAAAAAUGCUAGAUCUCCGUCCUAACCAUCCUAACCCAAACAUUAAGCCAUGUUAGCUCAGAUAAAAGGAAAUUUUACAACCCCCACAGUUCACAUAGCGUUCAACAGCUUUUUAUUAACUCUAUUAAAGCUCCUGAAGGCGUGUUUCUACUCUACCAAAAUGUUCUUAACGAUCUGGCCUUCUAUACUUUUUAUCAAACCUAUGGUGUCGAUUGAUUUUAAGGCAGCUCUGUGACCACCAUGGUGUUCUAUUAUGCAUAUUGUAUCAAAUAGUGUACAGGGAGAUAACACGACGAAUUAAGGGAUAUUGUCUUGAUUUGUGAUCCUUAUAACUUGAGCAGUUUCAAGUAAUUUUUUUGCUGAUGAACUCUGAGCUAUCGAAAUAGAGGCUGUGUAGGGUUCGUAACACUGCAGUAACAGACAAGCAUGAUUACACGUCUAGCAGAAGAGAGCCUUCUGACAUUUUGUUUCGCGUCUGGCCAGUUAAAGAAUACAAAAGUGUUGUUAAACCAGUUCACCAAGAUUUCAGACGGUGUAAAUUAGCCAGGGCCCGACCAAAUUUUCUCUCUUUAUUUGUUAUCAUUAUCCCUCUGUUAUUAGGUAUGGCUCAUCGAAAAAGAACCUGGGGUCGAAGGCGCUUCAGCGUCUUCCCUGGCGUUCCGUCGCAGCCCUCAACUUUCUGUCAGAAACACCUUGACAGAAAUCUUGCAUGACGACCAUAGUGGAGAUACAUCGAACUCACCAAUUUUCUACAUCAGCGAUACAUUUAAUCAGCAAAUGACAAUCGACAUUCUAUCGCCGUCUGCAGGAUUUGAUUGCCGUUUGAAAAUACGAACAUGUAAGGAAACGUUUCUCUCAAACUUAAGAUGAAAGAAAUAUUAUGAUUCUGUAUCAUAUGAUUCUGCGUGUUAUUUACUUCUCUAGAUAUGACUUUGGGACAUUUAUGAUAAUAUAGUUGCUUACAACUUCGUGGCAUUUCCUUCCCAUUCAAGAACAGAAAAAUUUCAGGCUAAAUAGGUUAUUAGCACGCCAGACUAAGUUUGAUGGUCACCUUAAGCCUGGUCGGUGAAAGGGCAGGGCCUAAAAUCUGAAUAUAAUUAACUUCAAGUGGUUGGUCCACCCAUCACAUAUAAUGAAAUUGAAAUGGCGAUAAUUUAAGGUUUGAGACUCGAAUGAAAAAAUUGCAUGUAUGUUACUAUGCAGAACAAAAAAGGACAUAGCCUGACCUCACUUCUUUCCUCUUUUAGUUCCAAAGUUUCCACAAACAAAACCACAAGCAGAAAAAGAGCGCAAACUUUUAGAAAACUACCUCAUGAAGAUGAGGAUUGAUGAUGGUCAGCUGAAGUUUCCACCAAUUUCCGAGCUACCAGAGGGAUUUGACCUGUCUUUUCAGCGCCGCUGCCUUCGAAAGACAUAUCGGUAUGAACAUGACGGAGACGCGUUUACUUUAACGGUUAGCAAAGACCAGUUAAACAAAGUGAAUGCCGACCAGACUGAUGCGUACAGUUUCAAUGAAUCAGAAGCGAAGGUAUUGUUAAUCAUACACAAAUAGUUUAACACUUAUAUACAUUUCCCUGAUUCAAAUUCGUCCUCACCAUCAGGUGCAAUUCUUCAUGAAUAUCACUUUUUCUUCGUUCGAUCACAGGUGGCCUAGUUAGCGAUAUGAGCUCAUAUUUAUUUUGUUUAAAACCUGAUAUCUGAAGGAGUAGCAUAACUACGGUUUAGAUACACGAAACUCGACUCUAUUUUGGAACAUAUGGAGAUACAUUUGUAGGAUUGAACAGAUUCGAUUGUACAGGGAAAGCAACGGAAUCGGGCUUAGAGGCAGAUGUUCAUUUUUGCCCUAAGAUUAACUUAAGCCACAACCUUGUUGCCUUGCCUGUUGUUCCGUCGCUUUUGAUGCCUGAGAUGUUUAGUGUCCACCAAACAGCCUUGUUUGUCCCUUCGCUCACUGAGUCAUCGGUGCGUUACUUACUUGCAUCAUACUACAUUAUACCACAUCACAACGCAUUCGCAUCACAUCAUGUCUAUCCAAAUCACAUCAUAUUCACUUUUACAUUCACGUCACAUUCACUUUUACAUUCACGUCACAUUCACUUUUACAUCCACAUCAUAUUCAAAUCACUUUACGUUCACAUCACAUUAUAUUCACUUUCACAUUCACAUUCGCAUCACAUUACGUUCACAUCACAUUCACUUUAACAUUCACGUUUACAUCAUAUUCAGGUCACAUUACGUUCACAUCACAUCACAUUCACAUCAAAUCAUAUCACGUUACAUGCACUUCACAUUACAUCACAUCACACCACAUUCACAUUUACAUCAUAUUCACAUAACAUUACGUUCACAUCAUAUCACUUUCACAUCAAAUCACAUCAUGUUACAUUCACAUCCCAUCACAUUCACAUUACAUCGCAUUCACAUUACAUCACAUUCACAUUACAUCAUAUCUCAUUCACAUUACAUCAUAUCUCAUUCACAUCACAUUUACAUGACAUCACAUUACAUAUACGUCAUAUUUACAUCACAUUACGUUCACAUUACAUUCACAUAAAAUCCCAUCACAUUAAAUUCACAUCACAUCUCACACGUCACAUUCACAUCUCAUUCACAUCAUAUUACGUUUACAUCAUAUUCACAUUACCUUACAUUCACAUCUCAUUCACAUCAAAUCAAAUCACAUUACAUUCACAUUCAGCUUCAUAUCACAUCUCAUUCACAUCACACCACAUCACAUUACAUUCACAUUAUAUUCACAUCACAUUACGUUCACAUCUCAUUCACAUCACACCACAUCACAUUACAUUCACAUUAUACUCACAUCACAUUGCAUUCACAUCACAUUCACAUCACAUCUCUACAUUUACAUCCCACCUCCCAAAGUGGGCAGCUCGGUGACGUGUCUUUAUUAAUUACUUUAAAAGAUACAGGCAAUAAGCGAAAAGGGUCGCAUUUAUUAAACAGUUAUGUCCACUCAUUUGGAAAAUUUGAAUAAGAUUCGGUUCUUAAUAGAAGUAAACUUUUGGUAACAAGAAGUGAAUGGUCGGAUUAACGUCGUUGUAAAAUAUUUAUAUGAGAGGACCCACAAUUCAUCUGAAGCGUGACCAUGAGGUAUCGUGGAGUUACAAUCAGUAAUUAUUUCUGUGCUUAAAUGGGAUCAGUUGAUGUGAGUAUUGCUACAGCAUUUGUAUAUUGUUUUUAAUUUCUUUGCAUUACUAAUGUAUUUUGUUUGUUUAAUGUCUUUUGUCAAUCAUGAAAAGCCGAAUGUUCAUCUCAACUGUGAAGAAUGGGACCAAGUACUAAAUGAGGGAAACUGGGAACCGGAGCAGAUUACUGC
This is a messenger RNA of Pocillopora meandrina, 13346 nucleotides long. The record is from the annotation of a GenBank genome assembly. NCBI's taxonomy places the organism in Eukaryota, Metazoa, Cnidaria, Anthozoa, Scleractinia, Pocilloporidae.